This is a messenger RNA of Camelina sativa (false flax), 1567 nucleotides long. Its product is annotated as protein MITOFERRINLIKE 1, chloroplastic. The record is from RefSeq and is a predicted model, not a curated record. Lineage: Eukaryota; Viridiplantae; Streptophyta; Magnoliopsida; Brassicales; Brassicaceae.
UCAUCAUCUUUGGUUCUCAUUUCCUCAACUCAAGCUUCCCCCAAAUCAGCCAUGGAAGCUAGACUCUCCGAAACUCUUGGUCUCCCAUCUCCGAAUCUUAAUCACUGCCUUCUUCCAAGCGAUUUCAAUUCCCUCUUCACUCAUUUCUCCGAUCUCACCUCCGUCCAAAGCCCCACCGUCAGAGACCCUAAACCCAAAACCAAAUCACCGAGAUUUAGAGCAAGUUUCAGAAGAUCCGAGCCAUUAUUUGCAUCUACAUCAGUCUCGGAUCCAAUCCACGCAAAACCCCGAUCAGAAUUCCUGAAAUGGAUCAAACCAGCAUCACGAAGCAGUCCAAAAAUCCAAACACUCAUGAAACAACUCUCUGUCUGGGAACGUGCCAUCAUCGGUGCAGGAGCCGGUGGACUGGCGGGAGCGUUUACAUACGUUGCUCUUCUCCCACUUGACACAAUCAAAACCAAGCUUCAAACGAAAGGCGCGUCUCAGGUGUAUAGCAACACAUUUGAUGCAAUAAUUAAGACAUUUCAAGCUAAAGGUGUUUUAGGUUUUUACAGUGGUGUCUCCGCCGUGAUUGUUGGGUCUACGUUUUCCUCCGCCGUGUACUUCGGUACCUGUGAGUUUGGUAAGUCUCUACUCUCCAAAUUCCCGGAUUUCCCGACCGUGCUGAUCCCGCCUACUGCUGGUGCUAUGGGAAACAUUAUCUCUUCGGCUAUAAUGGUUCCUAAAGAGCUCAUUACACAGAGAAUGCAAGCUGGAGCUAGUGGGAGAUCGUAUCAAGUAUUGCUUAAGAUCCUUGAGAAAGAUGGAAUCUUGGGGCUUUACGCCGGUUAUUCGGCUACAUUGUUGAGGAAUUUGCCGGCUGGUGUACUAAGUUAUUCGUCGUUUGAAUACCUGAAGGCUGCGGUUUUGGAGAAAACUCAGCAGAGCCAUCUUGAGCCUUUGCAGAGUGUUUGUUGUGGCGCAUUGGCUGGUGCCAUAUCUGCUUCCAUAACUACACCAUUAGAUGUUGUCAAGACUAGGCUGAUGACACAGAUUCAUGUAGAGGCAGUGAACAAACUUGGCGCUGCUAUGUAUACUGGUGUGGCUGGGACUGUGAGACAGAUACUAAAAGAGGAAGGUUGGGUUGGUUUUACUCGUGGCAUGGGCCCUCGAGUUGUUCACAGCGCUUGUUUCUCUGCUAUCGGUUAUUUUGCAUUUGAGACUGCAAGGCUUACAAUCUUGAAUGAAUAUUUGAAGAGGAAAGAAGAUUCUGAAACUAUCGUUGAUGCUGAUUCUUGAGUUUGGUUUUAAAAUAUGGUCACAUGAGAGAGAGCUUUUCCAUGGUUCUCCAAGAAGCAUUAAUCUUUAUCCUUGUGGGGGGUUUAACGGACAAGCUUAUUCUCCAUACUUGAGUUGUUCAAAAUAUAAUUCACUUUUGCUGCAUUUUCAUUCUAGUUCUAGCUUUAUUUUCAAUCUGAUUCGAUUUCUUUCAGAUUCAUCUUUAUAGACUGCCAUGCUUUCCUUCAAUCUCAUGUCAUUUUUGGCCGUAUAAUCCUACGCUUGUAAAUCUAUCUUCCUUCUUUUCUCA